Molecule: messenger RNA, 1405 nt
Organism: Formica exsecta
Lineage: Eukaryota; Metazoa; Arthropoda; Insecta; Hymenoptera; Formicidae
Product: protein BCCIP homolog
Exons: 3
Coding region: 299-1213 (304 amino acids)
Cellular component (GO): nucleus
Source: RefSeq, a predicted model, not a curated record
AGAGUAAAAAAAAAAAUAAUCCUACCUAUUCUUCCGACCAUUUCUUUCCUUUUUAUAACAGAUUAUCACAUGAUUCCAUGAAUCUGUUCUUUAUAACUGAACUGGCUGCACUAGUUCAUAAUUUAUCUUUCUCCUUCCAAUGCGGAGAGAAAAAGAUAAACUUUUCUCUCAACAGAGAGGUUCUCUGAGAGAACAGACCCAAUGACGUGAUCGUUCUUGUACGUUGUGUAUAGUGUGUUUAGUACUUUAGUAAGUACGUGUCUACGUGCGUCGCAGUACGUUAUAUUUGUACAUCACAAUGGCAGCGCCAGUGAAAAAGCGUGAGAUUCAGCAAAAAUUACACGACGAAGAGGAUCGUGUCUCUUCCAGCAGCGAGGACGAAGAAUAUGAGGUCGCGGACGAACAGGGAAUGGAGCUUCAAUUGGAUUUUGAAGGCCGUAAUCCACAAGAUCCAGAUUACCAUGGAAUCAAAACAUUAUUACAACAACUUUUUCUCAAAGCACAUAUUGACUUAGGUGGACUGACAGAUUUGAUAAUAUCUCAGAAUUAUGUCGGGUCUGUUGUCAAACAGUCUGAUGAUAUAGAUGAAUCCGAUGACGAUGACAAUGAUAUUAAUGAUGUAUUUGGUAUUACAACUGUCAUUAAUGUUUCUGAUAGGCAGGUGUGUGUAAAUAAUGUUGCAUGUAUACAACAGCUUAGGGAUUUAUUGAAGCAAAUAGCAGAUGAGCAUGCAACAGAUGCAGCUAACACUAUGAUAAAAAAUGUAUUGGAAAAUGAUGCAGCGCAACUGGGUUUACUCAUAAAUGAGAGAUUUGUUAACAUUCCAGCCAAGAUUUCAGUGCCACUCUUCGAAAACUUAAUUUCCGAAGUGAAACGUGCCAAUAGUAGAAAUAUGCCAUUUAAUUUCUCCUAUUACAUACUUAUAUGUAAACUAUACAAAACAGAAGAUAAAAAAAUGGGGAAGAAGUCAAAGAGCAAAAAUAAAAACACUGGCAGCGAACCAUCUAUAUUGUGGAGUAAUCCAGAAGAAGAGAUUUUUGCAGAAAACGCAACUGUUAGUUUCGAAUUCUCUGUUGAAGAAGAAGCAGACAGUGGUUUAUCUGGAACAUGGACUGAAACAGACGAUGAAAUGAUACCUUAUAGGCGAGUUCUUCUUUUCGAAGCUUCUAAAUUGCAAUCCAUAUUUGAUAAAAUACAGAAUCAAUUUUCUUAACUGAUUCUAUAAACGGUAUUAAUAUCGAUAAAAAGGCUGAGCCCACUGCAAAAUUUUGUUGCAACAUAAACAGAAGAUGUGCUUUUCAAUUACAAUUUCUUUGAUAUCUACAUAUGAUGAAGUGUAAUUGCAAUGGUAUGUGCACAAAAUUUUUUAUAAUAUAUCUUUUACACAAUGCUUAUGCUACAAACU